Geodia barretti is the source of this 249-nucleotide messenger RNA. Lineage: Eukaryota; Metazoa; Porifera; Demospongiae; Tetractinellida; Geodiidae. The record is from the annotation of a GenBank genome assembly.
GUUAUUGUUGCCAUCGUGAUAGCUGUUACUUCUACAACAAUAGUGUGGAAGAUUCGCCGGGGGGGUGGUGUACCAACCAAGACCAAUGAGCAGCCCUAUAACAUGGGUACCAACAGAGCCUAUGAGAUGAUAGCCCCACAGCAGGAGUACGAACCCAUGGAAAGUGACACAGACAAAGUUCCAACUGCCAACAAAGAGUCUCAUGAAGCCACACCUCCAGAAACCACUACUGAGGAAGCCACCCUUCCA